AUGUUACCAUCAUGCUAUUCGAAUGGUUCGGUUUUGCCUGAUAACGAGGACCUGGUCAACUCUCUGCUGGCCAAUCCCGAGUAUCUUCGGACCAGUGCCAAUCCACUUGGCACAAGUGCCGUCGGGAUGGAUAGUCUCAUGUGUAGCUCGUUCCCAUCGGCCUUUUACUACCAGGGCAUCGACAACUUCCUAGCUCUGCACAAUAAUAUCUGGACUCUGCCCAUAUCCUUCCUGCACAACACCCAUCGGCCGGAAAAGCCACCGUUCUCCUACAUUGCUCUCAUCGCGAUGGCCAUUAGCAGUGCACCCAAUCAGCGUCUGACCCUCAGCGGCAUCUACAAGUUUAUCAUGGAUAAAUUCCCCUACUAUCGGGAUAACAAACAGGGCUGGCAGAACUCCAUCCGACAUAAUCUAUCGCUGAACGACUGCUUUGUGAAGGUGCCGCGAGACAAGAACACCAUCGAUGACAAUGAUAGCGCCGGAAAGGGCAGCUACUGGAUGCUGGAUGCCUCCGCCUCGGACAUGUUCGAGCAGGGUAACUACCGUCGACGUCGGACCCGGAGGCAGAGGCAUUGCACCAACGCCAGUCGCUAUGAACGGGAUGCGGGCAAGGAUGCUACGGAUGGCAGCAGUACGGCGGAAAUCAGAUCGCCCAGCGACUCGCUGAACGACUUUGAUAUCUUCUGCAACGAGAGGCCGAACUACUCGGAUCGCAUCACGGAUCUGCACCGUCAGUACUUAUCCGUAUCCCUUGGCUUCAAUAGCCUGUUUAAUGGCGAGGCAAGUGGGGUGCGCCAACUUCCAGGCGCUUCCACGGUGGUUAGAGAAUCCAACGCAGACGACGACGCCGAGGUGGAUGGCGAUGCAUCCACGGACAGUCCGUGCUCCAGCUCCAGCAAGACAGCUCAGAACAUCCCGGAUAGUGUAUCGGCCCUGCACGAUGAAUUACAUUCCCCGAGCGCCUUCACGCCGACCCACAACCACCGGCUCCCAGGACUAAGCGAUGCAUUUAAGGGGCUCCAACAUCUGAUGCCCAGCAAUACAGCUCCAGCACCUGGCACCGGAACAACAGCAGCCAACAGCCGAUCAAAGACGACGUUAUUCACAAUCGACAAUAUUAUUGGCAAGCCCUGAAUGGUGGAAUAUGGUUGUUAAGGAUAGCAUAGCAUUAAGUACUUACACGUAAUCCAAUCCAUU
Drosophila persimilis is the source of this 1197-nucleotide messenger RNA. RefSeq names its product fork head domain-containing protein FD2 (gene FoxL1). Gene Ontology annotation, molecular function: DNA-binding transcription factor activity, RNA polymerase II-specific; RNA polymerase II cis-regulatory region sequence-specific DNA binding. Gene Ontology annotation, biological process: regulation of transcription by RNA polymerase II; anatomical structure morphogenesis; cell differentiation. Bases 1 to 1134 code for a protein of 377 amino acids. The record is from RefSeq and is a predicted model, not a curated record. Lineage: Eukaryota; Metazoa; Arthropoda; Insecta; Diptera; Drosophilidae. The transcript is spliced from 3 exons.